AUGGAAAUCUUGGAGGCGUCGCAGGUGCCGGACUUGAAGCCAUGUGAACAUCAAGCUGGCGGCCACUUUUCCGUGGUGCAGGAUGACGUCCGCAGCGGCCGAGAAGCCAGCAUAUACGAGGCUAUUUUUAGCGACAAUGAUGACGGAAACGUUCGUAGAGAGGAUAUGGUGGCAUUUCGCCCGCUCGUACCGAGAUACUUCGGCGUCAUCGUAGACGGCGACAAGAAGCUUCUGGCGCUUGAAGACACAUGCAGAUCCUAUCGGAGGCCCUGCGUGCUGGACGCCAAGAUGGGCCUCACGACGAUCUACGAGUGGGCGGAAGAGAGGUACAAGGCCAAGAACGCCACCAAGGACCUGGUUACGACGCAGUCCACGUUGGGCUUUCGAGUGACGGGGUUCAAAGUGUGGCAGAGCGAUCGGGAAGAGUACUUCGUGGCGGACCGUCUGUACGGCAAGGACCUGACGGCCCAGACGAUGCCCGCCGCGUUUGCCAAGUUUGGCAGCAACGCCGGCGGUAUUACGCCGCGGGAUGUGUACAGGGGACCUCACGGUGCUGUGGCCAAGAUCCGCGCACUACAGUCCUGGUUUGAGACGCAGCGGAGCUUGCUGUUCUUCGCGGCCAGUGUCCUCAUCGUGUACGAGGGCGCGGCCACGCGGCCGGAGGAGGUCAACGUGGCGGUUCGGUUCAUUGACUUCGCGCACACGUUUCCAAGCGGUGGCAAGCGGGACGACAACGUAUUGGCGGGAAUCAAGAUCUUGGCGGAUAUGUUGGAAAACGUUGGUAGUCAAGCGGAAGCGCAAGGCGGCAUGGGCGAGAGCUAG
Molecule: messenger RNA, 822 nt
Organism: Volvox carteri f. nagariensis
Lineage: Eukaryota; Viridiplantae; Chlorophyta; Chlorophyceae; Chlamydomonadales; Volvocaceae
Exons: 6
Coding region: 1-822 (273 amino acids)
Biological process (GO): inositol phosphate biosynthetic process
Cellular component (GO): nucleus; cytoplasm
Molecular function (GO): inositol tetrakisphosphate kinase activity; inositol-1,4,5-trisphosphate 3-kinase activity
Source: RefSeq, a predicted model, not a curated record